UACUUCGGCAUAAGUUUGUUGGAGGAGAUGGAACAUGGUUCCCCGCUCCAGUAUUCCUCAAGGUCGUGUUGCUAGACAGUUCAGUUGCUGGUGUGCGUUUGUACAGUGCAGUUUGAGCGUGUUUUGGCUGAAAGAAUCACACAGAUGACAGGCGUGUAAAAAUAGUCUACAAAUGGCAACGGAGAGACGAUUUGAUGUGAAUAAACCUGAUGACAUCGCCCAAAUUCAUCAACUUCUUCUUGAUGGCUGCAGCCUAAGUGAUGAUGAACACUUUCAAGAUGAUGACCCUCAAUCUCCAGCUCCAGGGCCCUCAAACCUUGUUCCUGAAGUUCUUGAAGAGGAUCAUGACACUGAUGCAGAAGAAGAGAUUGAAGAACGGGAAGAGAACUCAGAUACAAGUCAAAGUGAUUCGGAAGCAUCGACUGACUGUGAUGAUGACGAGCUUGUUUUUGUUUGUCACCAUAAGAAGGGAAAAAAGGUAAUUGAUUCAAUUUCAUGGAAAAAAAUUCCCUUGCCCAGUAAGAAGAGAGGGACCCACAAUCUACUGAGAAGACUCCCUGGCCCAAUUGGUCAAGGAAAGGGCACAAAAACUUUUUUUGAAUCGUGGGCUUGCUUGUUUGAUGACAGCAUGCUGGAAAUGAUUGUUGUUUUCACUAACCAAUAUAUCGAGGUCAUCCAACCCAAUUAUUCACGACCUAGAGAUGCUAAGAAGACGAACAAAACAGAGAUCAAAGCAUUUAUUGGCUUACUCUACAUAGCUGGGAUACAUAAGUCCGGGAAGCUGAACCUGGCAGACUUAUGGGCCAGUGAUGGUUUUGGAAUUGAGAUAUUUCGCCUCACCAUGGGCAUCAACAGAUUCCGUUUCCUACUCAUGGCUGUAAGAUUCGAUGACAGGCAAACCAGAGCAGAGCGAAAAGAACAAGAUCGACUUGCCCCAAUCAGAGACAUCUUUGAAAAAUUCGUCAAGAACUGUCAAGUGUGUUAUCAUGUAGGAGAAGAUGUCACCAUUGACGAGAAACUGGAGGGCUUCAGGGGAAGAUGCAACUUCAUUCAAUACAUUCCCUCUAAGCCUGCAAAAUAUGGCAUCAAAAUUUUUGCAACUGUUUCUGAUUCUGGAGUUUUCUAUACCUGUAAUAUGGAAAUCUAUGCAGGCAAGCAACCUGAGGGCCCAUUCCAAGCCAGCAAUAAACCUGUGGAUGUCGUUCAACGCAUGGUUACCCCCCUCCGUAACUCAGGUCGUAAUAUCACUGCCGACAAUUGGUUCAGCGACACUACUCUCCUUCACACUCUGUCGAGAAAUUAUGGGCUAUCGUAUGUGGGGACUCUAAAAAAGAACAAAUGGCAAAUCCCGAAAGAGAUGAAAGAUUUGAAAAAUAGAGAAGCAUACUCAAGUAUGUUUGCAUUCAGUAAAAAUGGAACUAUGGUGUCAUAUGUACCACAAAAUAAGAAAAACAAAAAGAAUGUGCUUUUGAUAUCUAGUAUGCAUAUGGAUGGAGUAAUUGAUGAAGAAAGUGGAGAUAAAAAGAAACCUGAGAUGAUUACAUAUUAUAAUCACCAUAAAAUUGGUGUGGACAUGGUGGAUAAAAUGUCCGGUGCCUACAAUGCUUUGUAAAGAGGUACAAGAAGGUGGCCAAUGGUGGUAUUUCACGCACUUUUGAAUGUGGCUGGUAUCAACAGUCAGGUCAUUAGUCUGGGUAACGGACAAAACGUGCCAACACCCCGACUUUUUCUUCGUGAACUGGGAAAUGAACUCAUCAGAGAUCAGUUGCUUAUGCGAGUACAGCUCAAAAAUUUGCCACGCACCAUGACACAACGUCUUCGAGAACUCCUUCCACCACGAGAUCAAAUACUGAUUGUAUUUUAAAUCAACAGCUUUUCAAGUACUUUCAGUUCAUAUCAAAAUGAAAGAAUCAGGCUUUUGCACCGAGAACUGACUUUGGCUGAAAAUCAACUGAGAGAAAGAAGACCUCCAUGGAGUUGAAUUGAGUGGAGACACCAAUUCUCGUUUAGUGGUGGCAGAUUUUAAGAGAGUGCAGGAGUCAGCUCUG
Molecule: messenger RNA, 2048 nt
Organism: Nilaparvata lugens (brown planthopper)
Lineage: Eukaryota; Metazoa; Arthropoda; Insecta; Hemiptera; Delphacidae
Exons: 3
Coding region: 173-1612 (479 amino acids)
Source: RefSeq, a predicted model, not a curated record